AUGCCGCCCAGAUUAGAAGCGCUACAGCGUCUAGGCACGAUUAACCAAACGGCGCGCCUCGACGGCCGUAUGGGGUGGUCACAAGCACGAGCACUUGCUGAACUCCUCCCAGUCUGCCUACGACCAGCCACGAACACCCCCCGGGUAGCGCUGCUACCGCUCAUCCAGACGGCCAACCUCUCGCAGCGCGAGCGCAAGCGCAAGGCCAAGCAGGACCCCUACCGGUGGGCGCAGGCCCAGCAGCGCAAAAACGCCAACCUCAAGCGCCGCGGGGAGCUGCAAGCCGAGCGCGACGCCCUCCUCGGCGACCCAAUCUGGGGCCACAAGACGCCGUUCCUCGAAUCGCUGGAGACGGCCGCCGAGCCCAAGACGACCACCGCCCCGGAUGGUACCACCACCACGACCGAGACGCCGCGCAGCCACUUCCUCACCGACGCGGAGAUGAACGAGGUCACGCAGCACGCGCACGCGCUGACCAAGCCCGUCGUGGGCGCAAUCAGCGCGCAGCUCGGCGACGCGCCCGGCGAGGCCGAGGCGCAGACGCUGCACGACCGGCGGCACGAGCGCGCCGUCGAGGCGCUGCACCGCAUCACGGCCCUGCAGAAUGGCAGCCGCAAGGAUCGCUACCACUUCAACGUGCGGCGCGUGGUGAACGAGUUUGGCCGCCACCAGACGGAUGGCGUGGUGGCGCCCAAGCCGCUGCCCAUCAACCCGAGCACCGUCGAGAUGCCAGAGCGGGCAGGCCCGGACACGGGCUCGUCCGAGGUGCAGAUUGCCAUCCUGACGGCCAAGAUUCGCAACCUGGCCGAAGCGCUGUCGGUGAACCGUGGCUACAAGGAUAUCCACAACAAGCGCAAUCUCCGGCUGAUGCUGCACAAGCGGCAGAAGCUCCUGCGGUACAUGGAGCGGAAGGAAAAGGGCAGCGGUCGCUGGACAAACAUGAUUGAGAAGCUGGGCCUCACGCCGGCCAUGUGGAAGGGCCAGAUUGAGCUGCGAUAA
This is a messenger RNA of Cordyceps militaris CM01, 999 nucleotides long. Its product is annotated as ribosomal protein S15. Gene Ontology annotation, cellular component: ribosome. The record is from RefSeq and is a predicted model, not a curated record. The transcript has 2 exons. Gene Ontology annotation, biological process: translation. Gene Ontology annotation, molecular function: structural constituent of ribosome. NCBI's taxonomy places the organism in Eukaryota, Fungi, Ascomycota, Sordariomycetes, Hypocreales, Cordycipitaceae. Bases 1 to 999 code for a protein of 332 amino acids.